Molecule: messenger RNA, 510 nt
Organism: Limanda limanda (common dab)
Lineage: Eukaryota; Metazoa; Chordata; Actinopteri; Pleuronectiformes; Pleuronectidae
Product: peptidyl-prolyl cis-trans isomerase-like
Exons: 5
Coding region: 13-510 (165 amino acids)
Biological process (GO): protein folding; protein peptidyl-prolyl isomerization
Cellular component (GO): intracellular membrane-bounded organelle
Molecular function (GO): peptidyl-prolyl cis-trans isomerase activity
Source: RefSeq, a predicted model, not a curated record
GCGAUUGUAAACAUGGGAAAUCCCAGAGUUUUCUUUGACAUCGCUGUGGAUGGCGCUGACAUCGGCAGGAUCAAAAUGGAGCUCCGGGCUGAUGUGGUCCCGAAGACGGCAGAAAACUUCCGUGCUUUGUGCACUGGAGAGAAAGGUUUUGGCUACAAGGGCUCUUCGUUUCACCGUGUCAUCUCUAAAUUCAUGUGCCAGGGCGGAGACUUUACCAACCACAAUGGAACUGGAGGCAAAUCCAUCUACGGAGAGAAGUUUGCUGAUGAGAACUUCCAGUUGAAACACACAGGCAUAGGGACACUGUCGAUGGCUAACGCUGGGCCCAACACCAACGGGUCCCAGUUUUUCAUCUGCACAGCGUCAACUGACUGGCUGAACGGGAAGCACGUGGUGUUUGGCAACGUUGUGCAGGGAAUGGAUGUUGUCAAGGCGAUGGACAAGUAUGGCACAAAGAGCGGUACUCCUAAAGCCAAGGUUGUUAUUGCUGACUGUGGCCAAAUAAAUUAG